AAAUCUGAACAGCGAGGGACGCGUGUUAGUGUGCGGGGCAUUUUCGCUCCUGCCGUUGCAGGGAAAAGAAAGGCCCUUUACCUCGCCUUCGACAUAGUCCGCCUCCAUGCAGACAAAAGCAGUCUCGCAAGAACCACCAUCUGGGCUUCGGUUUUUUAGAAACUCUACCUCAGCCAAAGGAACUACCUGCGAACAAAUCCAGUCAUUGACACGUCUAUAAGGAUGAAGAGAACGAGAAUGAUCUGGUAUUGGUUGCUGUCACUACCACUACUAGGAGCAAUGGUACUAGGCCAGACUUCGGACGACCACACCAAAACAUCGGGCAUCAACUCGGUUAUCACCCCAGGCAUCCACCAAGGCAUCAACCCAAGCACACAUCCGGGUACCAACACAGGAUAUGUGCCAGGGAUUUCAAGCGCUACCCUCGGCAAUUCGUCCAGUAUUGAAAGGAGGUGGAAAUGCCACAGGCUAGGCAAACUUUCGACCCUCACAGAACCGAAUCCGAGAUGCUGGUUCUACUGUUUCGACGAAUCCUUAUAUAGAAUCUACCGGCUACCAGAGGCCAACGGAACACCGUGCUGGGUGGACAAACACUACGCUAAAGGAACGUGCAGAUAUUCACGGUGUCGGCAGCCCAACAUGAAGAAAAGAUGGUGGUUUGGCAAAUUGUUCCGCAGGAGACCCAAGGAUUCCAAGGAAUAAACACGAAAAGAAA
Messenger RNA from Rhipicephalus sanguineus (brown dog tick), 715 nucleotides. RefSeq lists its product as uncharacterized. NCBI's taxonomy places the organism in Eukaryota, Metazoa, Arthropoda, Arachnida, Ixodida, Ixodidae. The transcript is spliced from 5 exons. The coding region runs from base 223 to 702 and encodes 159 amino acids. The record is from RefSeq and is a predicted model, not a curated record.